Messenger RNA from Knipowitschia caucasica, 501 nucleotides. The record is from the annotation of a GenBank genome assembly. Lineage: Eukaryota; Metazoa; Chordata; Actinopteri; Gobiiformes; Gobiidae.
AUGAUCUGGUCUGAGUGUAAGGAGAUCUGGAGCGAUGGGCCCAGGGAGUAUGUGUAUCACCUCUGGAACGUCCUGGACUUUGGGAUGCUCUCCAUCUUUGCUGCAUCGUUCACCGCACGAUUCAUGGCUUUCCUCAAGGCGACCAAAGCUCAACAGUAUGUGGACUUGCACGUGCCGGACGAGGACCUCAGCAACGCCUCACUACCGGAGGAAGUGGCCUAUUUCACUUUUGCCAGGAACAAGUGGCGCCCUUCCGACCCGCAGAUCAUCUCUGAGGGCCUGUACGCCAUCGCCGUGGUGCUGAGCUUCUCACGUAUUGCCUACAUCCUGCCGGCCAACGAGAGCUUCGGGCCGCUGCAGAUCUCCCUGGGCCGCACGGUCAAAGACAUCUUCAAGUUCAUGGUCAUUUUCAUCAUGGUGUUUGUGGCCUUUAUGAUCGGGAUGUUCAACUUGUACUCCUACUACCUGGGAGCCAAGUACAACCCUGCCUUUACCACGUGA